Molecule: messenger RNA, 976 nt
Organism: Pseudophryne corroboree (corroboree frog)
Lineage: Eukaryota; Metazoa; Chordata; Amphibia; Anura; Myobatrachidae
Gene: LY6G6C
Product: lymphocyte antigen 6 family member G6C
Exons: 4
Coding region: 117-470 (117 amino acids)
Source: RefSeq, a predicted model, not a curated record
CCAAAUUCUCCUCCCCUCAGGCAGAGGUAUAUAGAUGGGGGUUUAUAUAUCCUAGCACUGUAUACAGACAGGGGGACACCAGGAGCAGACGCUGAGACUAUCUGAAAACAAGGAGUAUGAAGACACUCGUGUGCCUGGGUCUCGCCCUUGGACUAAUUGCAGUCGCUUCGGCCUUGACAUGUAAUAUUUGCAGUUUCCGAGUCUUCUCCAUCUGUCUCACCUCGUCCUCCACUGCUGCCUGCACCGGAAGCUGCGCCUCCACAAGAGCCACCUUAGGUUCGGUUUCCCUCUUUUCCAAGCAGGCUUGUCAACCAAAUUGUACAUCUGCUUCAUCAGCAGAAAACACCUUUGGAUUCAAUUAUACCACUUCAUGCUGUACCACCGACCAAUGUAACAGCGGCAACUCUAUGAAGAUCUCUUCCUCUCUUGGGCUUGGCAUGGUCCUUCUGUGGCUAUUAAAUGCCCUGUGAUCCUUCUACACUGUAGUCACUGCAAAGUUAGUACUAUAGGACUACCUUGAAACAAGGGUGAUUGUACAAAUGCACAGGAUUGUUCCUUUCGUAGACUAGCCAUAGUCAACACGUGGCUUGGUCUAUGUUCUGCAAGCUUCUCUAAGCCUCCUAUGAGUUCUCUCCUUGUUUCCCAUUAUUUGCAGCAUCCUUAUAACACAGGCGCCUGUUACAACUUCCCGGCUCUCGUUGGCGGCAAUUUUUUAAAUGUUGCCUCUCUGCCUUUUGUGACAUGAAGUUUCCAAUGGACUGAUUCACAUAGGAUUUACUCAGGAGGCCCUUUUUAUUGCCUGCAAUGCUGUUCUCUGAUACAUAUAUACCUGUACCUGUAUUUUUUUUUUUAAUUAAAUUGAGAACUCAAUGUUGUACAGUAUAAUCUCAACUGAUCCCAGAUUUUAAAUAUGAAAACUUAUUUGUCAUAACUGUUUUUACAUAAUAUUAAUAAAUGAUAUUGGGGGACAUUGUAA